Messenger RNA from Carlito syrichta (Philippine tarsier), 933 nucleotides. It is a transcript of the gene NFAM1, whose product is annotated as NFAT activating protein with ITAM motif 1. NCBI's taxonomy places the organism in Eukaryota, Metazoa, Chordata, Mammalia, Primates, Tarsiidae. The record is from RefSeq and is a predicted model, not a curated record. Gene Ontology annotation, biological process: positive regulation of cytokine production; positive regulation of B cell receptor signaling pathway; B cell receptor signaling pathway. Gene Ontology annotation, cellular component: membrane raft. Gene Ontology annotation, molecular function: transmembrane signaling receptor activity. The transcript is spliced from 7 exons. Bases 1 to 933 code for a protein of 310 amino acids.
AUGGUCCAUGCUGGGAGUGCCGACACCCCAGUAAAAGGAGAGAGUGGUGGAGGUAGUGGAGGUGAUGUGCUACAUCCGCAGGCCAGACCUGAAGAACUGUCUGCUGUUCAGCUGCUGGAGAAGGAAGAACCUAGAGAGGCCAGGAACACUGAAGCCGAGGGGCUUGUGCAGCUGAAGUCUGGGGGGCAGUGGCUGCUGAUCCCGUCCAAGGAUCUGAUUGGCAUCUCAGAAGCCUGUGGGAGAGGAGGACAGUCAGUAACCCAUAAUGGCCUCCCCAUCAUGGUCUCCCUGGCCAACACAGCCAUCUCCUUCAGCUGCAAGAUCACCUACCCAUACACCCCAGAGUUCAAGGACCUCACAGUCAGCUACUUUCACGAGAAUCUCCAGGGCCAGAGGAGUUCUAAGAAGAUGCUCGACUGCCCACCUGGCCAGGGUGUAGAGAACCAGACCCACACCUUUCUGUGUGUCAUCACCUUCACACCGCCAGGUGCAUCGGCCACUGGCACCUACUACUGCAGCAUAUGUUGGUCACAAUCCACGGUGAACGGCGAGGGUACCUUCAUCCUGGUCAGAGACACGGGGUACCGAGAGCCCCCACAGAACCCGCAGAAGUCCCUGCUCGUUGGCUUCACUGGCUUCUUGGCUGUCCUGAGUGUCCUGGGCACAGCUUUACUGCUCUGGAAGAAGAAACAGAUGCAGGCUCCUGGGAAGCACCCCACCGAGAAGUGCCCAGACCCAAGAUCUGCCAGCAACCCUAAGCAGCCUCCAACAGAAUCCGUGUACACGGCCCUGCAGCGCCGAGAGACUGAGGUCUACGCCUGCAUCGAGAGUGAGGACGGCAGCCCGCCCACUGCCAGGUGCCCUCUUGUCCAGGAGAAACAACAUAGAUUUGAGGAUGAGAGUGAACUUAACCUGGUCUACGAAAACCUCUAG